Gastrolobium bilobum is the source of this 1419-nucleotide messenger RNA. Its product is annotated as zeatin O-glucosyltransferase-like. The transcript has a single exon. Lineage: Eukaryota; Viridiplantae; Streptophyta; Magnoliopsida; Fabales; Fabaceae. The coding region runs from base 1 to 1419 and encodes 472 amino acids. Gene Ontology annotation, molecular function: UDP-glycosyltransferase activity. The record is from RefSeq and is a predicted model, not a curated record.
AUGGCUUCUAAUUACCAAAACACUAGUGAAAGCCAUAAUAGCAACGGCUGUCAUCAAAACCAAGUGGUGGUUGUUGUGAUACCUUUCCCAGCACAAGGCCAUCUCAAUCAGCUUCUGCAUCUGUCACGCCUAUUCUUAUCACACAAUAUACCUGUUCAUUAUGUUGGCACAGCCACACAUAAUCGACAGGCCACAGUUCGUGUCCAAGGUUGGGACCCAAAAUCCAUUUCAAACAUCCAUUUCCAUGAUUUUGAGGUUCCUCCCUUUCUUUCCCCUCCUCCCAACCCCAAUGAAGAAACCAAUUUCCCAACUCAUAUGAUUCCUUCAUUUGAGGCCUCUUCACAUCUGCGUGAGCCUGUGGCAGCACUUCUACAAUCCCUUUCCUCUGUAGCUAGAAGGGUCAUUGUUAUCCAUGAUUCCGUAAUGGCAUCAGUGGCACAAGAUGCCACAAAUAUAACAAAUGCAGAGAAUUACACUUUUCACAGCAUCUCUGCCUUUUUCACCUUCUUGUUUUUUUGGGAGGCAAUGGGAAGGCCUCAUGUAGAAAACUUACAUAUCCCAGAAGCUCCUUCUCUGGAAGGAUGCUUACCAAUUCAAUUCAUAGAGUUCAUGACUAAACAAAAUGAAUUCCAUAAAUUCAAUGAUGGGAACAUCCACAACACAACAAGGACAAUUGAAAGCCCUUACAUUGAAUCGAUAGAACGGAUCCUGGGUAGCAAGAAGCAUUGGGCAUUGGGUCCCUUCAACCCUCUAGUUAUUGAUAAGAAAAACAUAAAGGAAAGGCACUUAAGCAUGGAGUGGCUUGAUAAACAAGAGCCAAAUUCAGUUAUAUAUGUGUCUUUUGGGACAACAACAGCAUUGACAGAGGAACAAGUCGAACAGAUUGCAAUUGGAUUGGAGCAAAGCCAGCAAAGGUUCAUCUGGGUGCUGAGAGAUGCUGAUAAAGGAGACAUCUUCAAUGGAGAUGAAGUAAGAAGACAUGAGCUUCCAAAUGGGUAUGAAGAGAGAAUUGAAGGAAUGGGGUUAAUUGUGAGAGACUGGGCACCCCAAUUGGAAAUUCUAAGCCACACUUCAACAGGAGGGUUUAUGAGUCACUGUGGAUGGAACUCAUGCGUAGAGAGCAUAACCAUGGGGGUUCCAAUAGCCACAUGGCCUAUGCACUCUGACCAGCCAAGAAACAGUGUUUUGAUAACACAAGUUCUGAAGAUUGGUUUGGUUGUGAAGGACUGGGAUAAGAGAGAUGAGUCGGUGACUGCAUCAGUUAUUGAGAAUGCUGUGAGAAGGUUGAUGGAAACAAAGGAAGGUGAUGAGAUACGAGAGAGAGCAAUUGAUCUUAAAAAAGCCAUCCGUAAGUCCAUGGAUGAAGGUGGUGUUUCUCGCAUGGAAAUUGAUUCUUUCAUGGCUCAUAUUACUAGAUAG